Dicrocoelium dendriticum is the source of this 864-nucleotide messenger RNA. Lineage: Eukaryota; Metazoa; Platyhelminthes; Trematoda; Plagiorchiida; Dicrocoeliidae. The record is from the annotation of a GenBank genome assembly.
AUGUGUUACCUUAGCAUAUUUCAAGACAACGCAGGACAACAAGCCCCUUCAAGGCCUUCGGUUGAGCAUGUUCAACCUAGUGCCGGUGACAAUGGGGCCACUAUAAACUGUCAGGUUUGCAACCAUGUCAUAUCAUUUGAAAACCGCGAGAAGCAAAUGGUCGUUAAGUGCCCUGCAUGUUCGGAAGCAACGCCUAUCAAAGGUCCUCCACUUGGCAAACAAUAUGUUCGCUGUCCGUGCAACUGUCUGCUUAUAUGCAGCACCACUACAACUCGAGUCGGGUGUCCUCGCGCGAAUUGCCAAAAGGUUAUCGUUCUGGUUGAUAAUGAAAACGCAGCACCGCGAAGCGACGGUUUACCCGGUUCUCGUGGAAUUCUUGGUCCAUACAGCCCAGGUGGUACAUUUGGGGCUCCUCAAAGCCUUAGGGUUGUUUGUGGUAAUUGCAACUCCCCAUUUUCCGUCGCCAGCAAUCCGGCUCAAGCGAGCAGCCAACACAGUAGGCUGAUUUCAUGUUUGUCUGGGGGCACUUCUGCGCGAUCCAGCGGCCUUAUUGCAGCUAGAUGUCCGCAUUGUCGCAAAGUCACUUCGGUUGGCCCUGCUUAUGCUCGUGUUCGACAAGUGGUCUACGGUAUACUCACACUGGUUGCUUUGAUUAUCGCCAUUGGUGUAACUGUUGGAACAGUGGACGCUGCUCGACAAAACAAGGCGUUGUAUUUUUUAUGGUCUGUUCUUUACCUUCUGGUGGUAGUGCUUGGACUUCGCACAUUCGUGUUUCUGCGAAUGCCGUCCCCUCCCAAUUGUGAUCUGCUUUUUGUGACCACUGCCUCCACAUGUCGAUUUUCUCUCCAGCCCUGCCCUGUAUAG